This is a messenger RNA of Cryptomeria japonica (Japanese cedar), 1159 nucleotides long. RefSeq names its product transcription repressor MYB6. NCBI's taxonomy places the organism in Eukaryota, Viridiplantae, Streptophyta, Pinopsida, Cupressales, Cupressaceae. The record is from RefSeq and is a predicted model, not a curated record. The transcript is spliced from 3 exons. Bases 1 to 1137 code for a protein of 378 amino acids.
AUGGGGAGAGCACCUUGUUGUGAUAAAACUACUGUGAAGAAAGGGCCAUGGUGCCCUGAAGAAGAUUCUAUACUGAAGACCUAUAUAGAGAAAAAUGGGACUGGAGGCAAUUGGAUAGCUCUUCCCCAAAAGGCUGGCCUAAAAAGAUGCGGAAAGAGCUGCAGACUUAGAUGGUUGAAUUACCUGAGGCCCAAUAUAAGGCAUGGAGGAUUCUCAGAAGAAGAAGAUAAUAUCAUUGUCAAUCUCUAUAGUAGUAUUGGAAGCAGGUGGUCUAUCAUUGCAGCCAACUUGCCAGGAAGAACAGAUAACGAUAUAAAGAACUACUGGAACACAAGAUUGAGGAGGAAACUGUUUGGUAAACGCAAGUAUCAACACAAUCGUCGUAAUGAAGUAGCAGGCUCAGACCCAGCAGAAAAAACUGAAGUGAAUGACCUAAAAGGGUAUGUGUCCUCACAGGCCAACACAAGUACAAAUAUAUAUGGGACACAAGCGUCCUUUCAUGGAGUAUUCCCCCAGCUGUUUGAACAAAACACCUGUACUCAGGUAGCCACCAUGGCUGACACAAGCCCAAGCACAUUACAAGAUACAUUUCAUCUAAAUCACCAACAAGGAUUUGAUCAGAAUAUGCUCAUAUCUGAACAUGAUUGUUCCUUGAAGAAGCUGAUAGAGAGCCUUGAAUCAUCUCUUAUUGAUCAUAGAAACGACAUAACGAUGAACACUUCUCAAAUGCAGCUACCCAACAGCAAUAGUAAUAAUAACAUUGAUUCUUCUUUAGAAACAAUGGCCCUGGAUUUAGAUGAGAUUGAAGCAGCCCUUCCACUGGAAUAUGGAAGAUUUAGAGAGAAUCAUGAAAAUUCAGAAAGCCCAACUGUAUUGGAUGCAGGAGAGUUACCUUAUAAUGAUGAUUCACUAGUGUUUUCUGCAAAAUCAUCUAUAAUUAGUCAUGGAUCUCCUCAUAGAAACUACCAAUCAGACUGGAUAGAGACUUUCAAUGCAGAGAUUAACAACAAAAUGAACUUGGGAGCCUACAUAGCAUCUAUGGAUUGGAAUGAUCUUUUCAACUGUACAAACAAUUAUGAAAGCUAUAGGAUAGUCCAGGAACAGAGAGAAGGCGAUUAUGAAGGAAUAUUACUCUAGCAGAUACUUCUUCUGCCUUGCA